GGCUGAUGAAGGAGGAGAGGGAUGCUGCCCUGAAGAAACUUGAGGAUUUUGAAAGAGUGUCUCAUGGGGUGAUUAAGGAGGUGAGGAACAUUCAGGAGAACCUGGAGAUUGAGAAGACCUGCAGGGAGAGUGUAGAAGCGCUCGCCACCAAGCUGAAUAGGCAGAAUCGCUCUCUGAAGAGGAAGAGUAUGAUGUUCCUGGCUCAGCUGGGUCCUCAAGCCAUCACUGAGAUCAACCUGGACGAGGAGGACGAAGAGGAGGAUGACGAGGAGAAGCAGUGCAGCUCAGUCCAGUGCCAGCAGGUCAUCUCAGGGCUCCGGGAGAGGCUGGAGCAGGCGCUGGAGGAGAGGAGAGCCGUGGGGAUCCAAAUGGAGGAGACAAAGGAGCAGCUGGCAGGUGCUCUACAGGAGCUUGUGACAGAAAAGCAGCAGAAUUCCCUUUUGAUUGCCAACACAGCCCAACAAAAGCAGCUCUUGGGGAAGUAUGAUCGAGUGUCUUUGUUUGCGGUGGAGGAGUUUGAGGCCCUGGAGGAGAGUCUGGAGUUAGAGAGAGAUCUUCGCUCAGAGGCUGAGAAGUUCGCUAGAGAGAUGUUGGUGGAACAGAAGAAAAUGAAGAGACAGAGUCAGAUCCUGCUUCAAAGUGUUUCGACCAACGAAUCACUGCAGAAGGCCUUGGAGGAGGUGGCCAAGCUAAGCCACGCCCUCGAGAGCCAGGCCCUCCAGCACCAGCAUCAGAUGAAGGCCAUGGAGGAGAAGCUGAGCUCGUGCGAGUUGCUGAAGGAGGUGGCAGCUCUGCAGCACAAGGCGGAGCUUCUGCAGGAGGAGAAGAGGGAAUGCUGGGAGAUCCGCACCAAGGCUGAGACCGAGGCCAAGGACCUCAGGUUCACAGUGGAGGAGCUCCAGAAGAAGCUUCAGCAGGCCACCAACCCCACCCCCUCCUCCGCCCCUCCACCACCACCUCCCCCACCUCCUCCUCCUCCUCCUCCACCCACACAGGGCCUCCCCACUAACCCUCUCAGUGCACUGUUAGCCAUGCUGCGGAAAAAGAAAGACUCAGAUGUGGGAAUCCCUCUUGUUGAACAGGACUCCCCAGCCAAAGAACCAGAAAAAGACAUCCGGCAGCAAGCGGUGGAGGAGAUGAUGUUCCGUAUUAAGAAGGGGGUUAACCUGAGACCCGUCAAGCAGGAGCCUCAUCGAGCCAGACCACAGCCGAGACAGCGGAUCCCUUCCAACUCCGCCAUCCAGCAGCUGAGAGGCAUUCUGGACACUGUCCAUCAGACUGCCCACUCCUCUCCUCGCAGCCCCGUGCCUCGGAACACACAGGCACCCUCAGAGCUGGAGGUGGCGUUACUACGGCGACGAGGUGCACUCAAGAGCAGCUCACAGGACAGCCAAGAAGAAAAAAGCUCCGUCACUCAGAAGCAGUUCCCCAGCAGUGUUCUGGACUUGACCCGGAUCCGAAAGCCGGCACUGCCAACCCCCAGUCAGCACUUGUGGGUUCCGCCUGCCAGUUCCGUGGUGAAACCCACUCAGAACCAUAAGCACCCAGUGUUCAGCGCAGAACCGACAUCUGACCAGAGCUCUUAGAACCCCAAACUGAUCUCUCCCAUGUGAAUGCACAUGAAAGGGAAGGAUGAGGACGGAAGAAAAGAAGAAGAGAGAACGACAGAGAGAAGAGAGAGAAAAGGACAGAGAUGGCCUGCUGUGUCUUACACACACACACACACACACACACACACACACACACACACACACACUGAAUGAGAGGAAAACAGCGUGACGGCCACCUCUUCACCGUUCCUCACAAACACAAAUGGAGAAUGGAAAUCCAGCAGAAGGGAACCACAGACAGACAGGGCCCCAGAGCAGGGCCACAACUCCACUCUAAACUCUAAACUCUAAACUCUAAACUCCACUCUAGAACGGAUCGACUGUAUUGGGCCAAAACUCCACUCUAAACUCCACUCUAAACUCCACUCUAAACUCCACUCUAAACUCCACUCUAAACUCCACUCUAGAACGGAUCGACUGUAUUGGGCCAAAACUCCACUCUAAACUCCACUCUAUAACGGAUCGGCGGUAUUGGGCUAAAACAAUACCACUCUAUAACGAAUCGGCGGUAUUGGGCUAAAACAAUACCACUCUAUAACGGAUCGGCGGUAUUGGGCUAAAACAAUACCACUCUAUAACGAAUCGGCGGUAUUGGGCUAAAACAAUACCACUCUAUAACGGCGGU
Messenger RNA from Sardina pilchardus (European sardine), 2235 nucleotides. RefSeq names its product shootin 1 (gene shtn1). Lineage: Eukaryota; Metazoa; Chordata; Actinopteri; Clupeiformes; Clupeidae. Gene Ontology annotation, cellular component: axonal growth cone; cell leading edge; cytoplasm. The record is from RefSeq and is a predicted model, not a curated record. The coding region runs from base 6 to 1586 and encodes 526 amino acids. The transcript has 15 exons. Gene Ontology annotation, biological process: neuron projection morphogenesis; positive regulation of neuron migration.